UGUAAGAAAAAGACUGACCCAAAUUGAAGCAGGUGUGCGACGAAGAUUUGAUGUUCACCGUGUUUAGGAGUGCCAUCUGACCUAGAAAAACAAACAAAGAAACUCAUUCAAAUAUUUUUGACUGCAGAAAUUACACAUUUGUGCGACCCAGCCCAGCCCCCAGGGCCGAUCAGUCAUUCUGCUUUCAGAUAACGCAUCCCCCCGAUUACGCAGCGGGAUUUACAUGAAACUGUUAAUUGUUUGCUCUUCAAAUAGUCAGCCUGGAGCCAGCAGUCUGCCAGAAGUUAAGGACCGACUCUUUGACCUCCUCCCCCUCUACGUGCAGAGCGAUAUUCCUCCCCUGACUGAUCAGCAUGACAAAGCAUUGGCCGGGGCAGAGUCUCUUGGCACCGAUCGCUUCAUCCCACCUAGGAGAACUUCUCGACCAUCAACUUGACUUCCACAGAAAUGAGCAGCAGAGUUUUUCUCCCAGCGGCGUAGCGCCGUGGAGCUCACCGGCCCAAUAUUGGCCUUACCUCACGGAUCCGAUGCCCCCCCAGCAGCUGCCGCGCUCGGAGGAACCAACGGAGCGCCCCGGACACCUCACCGGCGCCACGGGAUUCAUGGAUAAAGAGGAAGCGCCUGGAUCUUUAAACCCGAAUGAUCAAGAUGGACAGUUUAAGCAGGAUGAAACGCAGGACAUGUGGAAAAGUGAACGGGAGAAAAGAAAUGCCGGCAAUGGGAAGAAAAAGAACUACCAGAGGUAUCCAAAACCUCCGUAUUCCUAUCUUGCAAUGAUCGCUAUGGUCAUCCAGAGGUCUCCAGAGAAGAAGCUGACGUUAGCGGAGAUCCUCAAGGAGAUCAGUACCCUCUUUCCAUUUUUCAAAGGAAACUACAAAGGCUGGCGAGAUUCUGUGCGACACAACCUUUCCUCAUAUGACUGCUUUGUUAAGGUAUUGAAAGACCCAGGUAAGCCACAGGGCAAAGGCAAUUUCUGGGCAGUGGAGCUGAGCCGCAUUCCUCUGGAGCUUCUCAAGAGGCAGAACACGGCCGUGUCCCGCCAGGAUGAAACCAUCUUUGCUCAGGAUCUGGCUCCUUACAUCAUGCAGGGACACAAGCCUGAGUCUGAGGCGCCCCCUGAACCUGUGACCUCGCUCCCUCCCACAUCUUCUGGAAACUCUUUCCCACCGCAGGAUGACUUGUACAGACCUAAGCUGGAUUCGUCCUUCGCGAUCGACUCCCUGCUACACAGCCUGAGGCCAAUCAGUGCCUCUGGGGAUUUAGAUAUGGCUUCAGGGGACUGCUGGGGUGAGGUGACUCGGGCUCGGCCUUCACCGGCUCCGCAACAUCGUUACACCUCCUCUGCUCGGAGUGCCUCUGCCAGCUCUGCAAGCCCAGCCUCCACGUCCUCCUCUUCCUCGUCUUCAUCUGAUGAAGAGUGGAAAGGAGUAACUGGGAAGCGUGUUCCUCCUGAUGUGGAAGCAGGGGGAGAUAUUUGUAGGCCACCACUGCAGAAAUCAGCCAGACAGGAAACUGUACCACCUCCAUGGGAGCUCCCCACCUCCUACGCUAAAUAUGCACCCCCUAAUGUCGUUGCCCCACCUAGCAUGCGUUUCAACGGGGGUCCUCUCAUGCCCCUGCACAGCGGGCUACCCAUCUACGGCUAUGGUAGCUCUCCCAUGACACAAAGUCACUUCUUGGGCCAUACAUACUGGCCCAUCCUCCCCACUAGACAAGUUUCAGUGAGAGCCCCUCCUUUACUCAUGGACCUGGACAACAUGUUGCAAUCUGUGCCUCCAAAUAAGAGCGUGUUUGAUGUGCUGGUACCAGCCAGUCAAAACUCUCACCCACACUAUCAGCAGCCCGGUCAGUACUCUUUGCAGAACGGGGCUCCUCUCAACCGGUACCAUCAAUACUGAGUAUUACUGUCACUCAAACAGGAUACAAAACCACAAUGACAAACAACUGGAUGCACACCAAGAUCCAUAAAGGAACUAUAUUUUGUUUGCCACUUCCACAAACUCAAGAAAUACUACAAUAAAUGUAAAAAACAAAACUCACUGAGCUGUAGACAAUGUUAUCAAUUGACUCAGAGUUUUAUCAGGGGGAGAUGAAAGUGUUUUUAUGUUGCAAUAAAAAAAAAAAAAGAAACAGUGUAUGGAGUAUUACAUGGCUUCACUGAAAGAAAACCUUUUAUAAUAACUGUACAACAAAACGAGUAUCUACCUCAGUCUUUCAGUGAAACUGUGUAAAGUCAUUGCACUGCACCUAUAGUUUGCACUGUUUCUUUAUUUGCAUAAACAAGCUUCUUUUUUUAACCUUUAUCAUCAUUUUUUGAAUGUUUUCUACCUAUUGUGACUACUGAAUGUAUUACACAUACAAAGCCACAAAGAACUGGACUACAAGGCCUAUGCAGUAAAUAUGAGCUAAAGACUGACACUGUAGAGUUAGUAAAUGAAGACAUUGCAUCUUUGUCUUUAUGGUGCGACAGUGCACAGAUCAGUGCCUACAUCUAAAUUAUGAUAGAUACCAAGAGAUACCAUUUGUUCAUGUACGUCUGUGAUGCUUCUAUUGAUGGUGGCAUUGGCCUUGUUUACUCUUUUUUUUUCUGUCAUUGUGUGUAAGGGGAAAGGAAAUCUGUACUGGGAAGAAAACAAAAGAUUUCUGGAGACAGUGUAAUUUUUGUAAUAUCUUUGUUUUAGUCUGAACUCAGUUCAAGUGAUAUAAUCUGAGAAUCUGACAGCUUGUCAUGACACUGGAGACUAUUUUUCACAUCCCGACAGCCAAAACGUACCUCAAACUGAAUCAUUUCCUGCAGAAUUUGCACUGCUGGUUAUUUUGCACUAUUUUAAUGCCAUUACAAUCAUCUUUUAUAGGAAGCUGCUUUUAAAAGUCUCCUUACCUUGACAAGUGAAUGUUUUGUUAGUUUUCUGACAUUUUACUGUGAUUUUUCUUACAAUUUCUUUUUUUACAGUACUGAGUAGGUCAGCUCAAAAGUUUUGGGUAUCCAAAGAAUGUUCUGGAGUUUA
Pundamilia nyererei is the source of this 3008-nucleotide messenger RNA. It is a transcript of the gene foxh1, whose product is annotated as forkhead box H1. Gene Ontology annotation, molecular function: transcription cis-regulatory region binding; DNA-binding transcription activator activity, RNA polymerase II-specific. Gene Ontology annotation, biological process: positive regulation of transcription by RNA polymerase II; transforming growth factor beta receptor signaling pathway. Bases 354 to 1898 code for a protein of 514 amino acids. The record is from RefSeq and is a predicted model, not a curated record. Gene Ontology annotation, cellular component: activin responsive factor complex. The transcript has 4 exons. NCBI's taxonomy places the organism in Eukaryota, Metazoa, Chordata, Actinopteri, Cichliformes, Cichlidae.